Messenger RNA from Ceutorhynchus assimilis (cabbage seed weevil), 7188 nucleotides. Lineage: Eukaryota; Metazoa; Arthropoda; Insecta; Coleoptera; Curculionidae. The record is from the annotation of a GenBank genome assembly.
GGCAAACUGGCCCAAAACAAAACAAAUCGAAAUUGUUUAAUAAUUAAAUUAUUUUAAUUGUUAUUAACCAAUGCGAAUUGCCAUCAAGUGAGGCUGAUAUUUUUCAGUAUUGAAAAGAAUAAUUUAAAUAGGAAAGUAUCAAGUGACCUUAUUGUAUUGCUGAUUUGAAAAAAUCGAGUUCGAGUGGAAAUUAGUGCAUUUCAAAUUCAAGGCUGGAAACUGAAUAGUUUUCUUUGGAGCCAGUUUUGGUGAAAUAUGCUCUUAAAAAUCUUGAGUUGUCAAAUGACUUUUGGCAAAAUAGCCCCAUGGUCCAGCCUUCGAUAUUGCAGUACUGGUAAAGUUAGGGUACGAUUUGCUCCAAGCCCUACCGGAUACUUGCAUCUCGGCGGCCUUAGAACAGCGCUUUACAAUUUUAUAUUUGCCAAAAAACAUAAAGGAGCAUUCAUUUUGCGUAUUGAGGACACUGACCAAACCCGAAAAGUGGAGGGAGCUACAGAAGCUUUACAGACUGAUUUGGAGUGGGCUGGAAUAGAAAUACAUGAGGGGCCAAACAUUGGUGGUCCAUUUGGACCGUAUUUACAAUCUGAAAGAUUGUCACUAUACAGAGAACACGUCAAUACCUUGUUAAAUAAUCGUUCUGCCUAUCAUUGUUUCUGUACGGAUAGAAGAUUGCAGUUACUUAAAAGAGAAGCCGUUAAAGCGCAGGAAAUACCAAAGUAUGACAACAAAUGUCGGCAUUUAUCACAGGAAGAUGUUCAAAGGCGAAUGAAUAGAGGUGAAUCGAGCUGCAUUCGAUUUAAAAUAAGUGACAAAGAAGAAUCCUUCCACGACUUGAUAUAUGGUGAUAUUAGUUAUAACAUAUCUCUCAAUGAAGGUGAUCCAGUGAUAAUGAAGUCUGAUGGAUAUCCAACAUACCACUUUGCUAAUGUUGUAGAUGAUCAUUUGAUGGAAAUAAGUCAUGUCCUUCGAGGUGUAGAAUGGCAAAUAUCAACUACUAAGCAUUUGCUCCUGUAUAGAGCAUUUGGUUGGAAUCCACCACAGUAUGGACAUUUACCCCUGCUUAUGAAUCCGGAUGGAACUAAGCUAAGUAAAAGACAAGGUGACAUUAAAAUUAGUAGCUACAGAGAAAAUCAUAUUUUCCCUUUGGCUUUGUUAAAUUUCAUUGUUAAUUCUGGUGGGGGAUUUGAAAAGGACCAAGAAAGACAUUUAAAGCCAAAAUGUUAUACCAUUCAGGAGUUAUCUAAUCAGUUCAAUUUAUCAAAAAUCAAUUCACAUUCUGGAAAACUGAUGGCUGAUCGAUUAUUGGAAUUUAAUAAUUUGGAAUUGAAAAGGCAAUUUGAAAAUAAAGACUUAAGGAUACAUUUAAUUGACGAGACUAAAACGUUGGCUAGGAAAUAUUUGGCAAAUAGGGCUGAUAAAGACUCACCACCACUUUCCGAUGAAUUUAUUGAAAAAGUAUUGGAAUGGUCUUUAAACAGAAUCAGUUAUUUGCCAGACCUGUUUUCUUCAAACUUUGCCUUUAUCUGGAGUUUACCGCAAACAUAUAGUCUUGUUGACGAAAAUGUCGCCAAUGUGUUGCCCAGUUUGAAAACCGAACUCCUUCACCUAGAAGAAGUCGACAAGGAGAAGAUAAACGUCCUACUCAAGGAAAUUAGCAAAAAUCAUAGUGUCAAAUAUAACGUCUUCAUGAAGAGCCUUAGGUCCAUUUUGAGUGAUUUAAAGGAAGGUCCAAGCGUAGCCGAAAUGAUAGAAAUUUUAGGCAAAGAAGACACUAUCAAAAGGUUAGAUUUAUGUUUGAAUAAAACCACUUUUAGCAGGUAAUACAGUUUUUUAUUUCACCAGAGGUAUAUAAUAUCUAUAUUUUAUUUCAUAAACAUUUGAAUUGGAUCAAAAUUUGAAGAAAAUGAUAAUUAAAUAAUAAAUUAUGACAUCAGAUAAUGACUGAACCUCUUUACUUUCCAUUAUGCAUGUGGUGUCGGUAAGACCUAUAUUCAAAAUCGUCCAAAUAAUUACAGAAUAAUAUUCAUUACUAUUACUAUAUUGAUAACAGUUAUAGUCUGUCCGGUGAAUGUUUUCCGCUGCGUCAUCGUUUGAAAUGUAUGAACCUAGUCGGUAAAAAUACAAAUAAAACGAAAACAAAUUGUAAUGUCUGGGAUUAGUGCAGAAAUCGAUGACGCAGCGGAAAACAUUCACCGGACAGACUUUACCGACUAGGUUCAUACAUUUCAAACGAUGACGCAGAGGAAAACAUUCACCGGACAGACUAUACCUUGGUAAACUUGACAUACUUGCAUAAUUUGAAAGUAAAUCCUGUUUGUUCUACAUAUCAGCUAAUUGGGUAUACAAUAAUAAUAAAAACAGUUUUAAUCAUUAGGUCACAUUCUGCUAAAGCCUGGGGUAAGGAAGUUAGCAAUGUUGUGUGACCUAUAAAGUAAUCUCUAAUCGUAAUAUGAUUGUUCUAAUUUUGUGUAUUGCUAAGACGAUAAAAAGUUUGGAUUUCAGCAAAUCUACCUCAUCCAAAUUUUUAUACGUACGUAAAUAUCACAAGGAUUGAAGGGUCCAUUAAAUAUUCUGGGUAGUAAUGAGUUUUAUUAAAAAUUGUUUUUUUUUUAAUCGAUGGCAGUGCUUCAAUUUAUUUUUCAAUUUAUCAAACUGGUAAUGAAUAGACUGCCUACUUCCUACUUAAAUGUAAAUGUAUGGAUGAAACAGGAGUUAAAAAUUGCCUGAUGUGAAUUAGAAUGGUGAAAUUAUCUAAGUUUCUUUUAUUUCUAACUUCAAGAUCUACUAAACAUGUAUUAAACCAGCAUCCUGGUGCACAGUGCAUAAAUUGAACGACUCUUGGCUUUAACCAAAUCAACUUUCAUAUUGAAUUUUUUUUUCUUACUAAAAAAAUAAACAAAUUUAAGUAGGUGGUCAAUUAAUAACCAAUAACUAAACCUGUACAGGGUGUCAAAUUAUAAAGUAUCACCCCCUGUAACUUUUUUAUUUUUAAUUGUAUAUAAAAAAGUUACAGGGUCUUGGUACUUUAUAACUUGACAUCCGGUACAUAUUAUUAGUCUUCGUUUUGACAAAUAUUUCCAUACAUUUUCAUUUAGUUUUUUUCCCAUUUUUUGCUCAACUAACUUCAAUUUCAUAAAAAAAAUAAUUAGUGUAUGGGCAAGCCAACUUAAAGUGAAAAUAUGGUGCCAUUUGUAUGGUGAUUUGAAAAUUCAUUAUUACCCAUUGAAGUAUUGUUAGGUACUAUUCGGAGUUUGAUGUACUUAAUUCGUUACACAUUAAUUUAACAGUGUACUAUAUUUUGCGUUGUCAUUAUUUAAAAAUAAUUUCAAAGACUCCUCACCAUGGUCUUUUUUCCUACAUAUUGGUUAUUUACCCUGAGAGGAAUCAACAAUAUUUUUCUUAGAAGGUAAUUUGUUUAUAAACUUUAACAUAAUACCUACAUAUUAUAAUAUAUUAUAAUAUCGUUUUUUUAUGGUAUACUUCAAAUUGUAAUGGGGAUUAUCUAUAUUUAGUAAAUACAAGGUGGGCCAACGAAAAAUUGACAUCCUGAUAAUAAGGACUUGAAAUGAAAAUCUUGGACCUGUCGAUUUUUCAUUCGAGGUGGAACUAUUUGUGUGCUUUUUCUUCCUUAUAAUUUCAAAAUCCUGGGUGGAACAACCGAGAGGGGCCGUUGGUUGUACGCUGCUCAAUAUCCAGAGCCUUAACGAUUAAUUCAUGACUCUAAAGGCGCGUUUUCACGGGUCGAUCUGAGUCGAACGAUAUAUGUCGAUCAUUAAAUCGAAAGCAAAUUGAACAUGUAAACCACCUUUCGACUUGGCCGUUCGACGGAGAGAGUCGAUUCGACCGAAGUAGAAAGGUUGUCUACUUUUACAGGCAAUCGUCGCCGAAUCGAAGUCGAACGACUGGAAUCGAAUGUGUAAACACCUCACCGAAAGAAAACAAAACGUGCCGAAUGCUGAAUGGUGUUGUUUAAAGUUUUUAUUUUUGGUGCGACACGCUAUAGGUUUGUGGAAAAUUUUCUGCCUUGCUGGUAAUGCUUCACGCAUAUUUGUAUCGUUCCUUUGAAUUCUCCCUACAUUUUUUUGUAAAAGUUCUUCAAAGUGAGCAUUAUCCAUUCUGAGAUGAUUUCUAUAUGCCUUUGGAACUUCUACAACCAAUUCUCGAAGGAGAUUUUGUGAUGCACUUUGGGUAUUUCGUUUUAAAAUCUAUGGCCGGGUCCAACACCUUCGUUUAUUUCUCUUUUUUUUUCGAUUCAGUCAUUAUUUCAUCCCGAAUCGCACAACAAAUUAAUUGCACACCUACAUCAAUAAUUUCACUUGACGCCAUUUUGCAAUUAUUCAACAUACAUCGCCUAUGGUGUAAACCUUUUUCCUUUCAACACAGAUCGAACGAUGGUCGAACGACCCAGGGCGUUCAACUCAGAUCGACCCGUGAAAACGCGCCUUAAAUUUCGCAUCAGUAUUUCCAUCAACAAGGAAAUUACGAGAAAUCAAAAUUCAUUAUUGUUUCUGGAUGACUCUAUCGGAACGGCAUACAUGAAAUGUGAACUUUCCUUUAAAAAAAUUACUUGUGGAGACUUUACUAAAGUUUAUAUUAUUUAUGUAAAUAGUUGCCUAAUUUAACUUAUGAAGAUCAAGUGAAAAUGGAAAAACUAUUAUGAAAACCUACUUGGGUAAGUAUUCUUUAUGAAUUUUGCAUUACUACGUCAAAACUUGUAUUCGUUACGAUGACAUGCGUAGUCAAAAAGUCGGAGGAGUCAAUUUGAGAAGAGUGUACUUGAACAUCAACUACUGUGUUCUUAUCAGAUUUGGCUUCAAGAUAUGUUUAUUUAUUCUGCUUGUUCUCCUGGAUUGGUGGGAAAUCGGUAUAUAAAAGGGAUCAAGGGCGGGAACGUUGCUGUUCUAGAUCAUAUACCCAGGGAUCCUACGCUGCGUUGUGUAAAUAAGUUCCUUGUUUUGUAACAUUGAAAAUGUCACUGUUUGUUUAUCUGCUUUAUGACGAGUAUUCAAUUGAGCGUACUUGGUCAUAGUUCAUACUUCCCAUUAACCAUGUAAUUGUGGAAUUCCUGUGCAGACCCAAAGCCGCGUCCACAUUAGUAAAAAUUUACGUUGUGCGUGGUAUUCGGCACAAAUUUGUGUGUGCGAUACAAAUUUAUGCGAGUGUGGACCUGUCUCCGUUAUCAUCAAAUUGCAUUGAACAGUCUUUAAAUAAUAAAGUAAAAAAAAUUGAAAAUUUAUGCAAAAAUUUAAAAAGUUUGAAUUCUCAUUUGGCUUAUUUCCUUUUAAAGAACGCUUUAGCUGUACCUAAAUUGUCAUAUAUUUUAAGAUCUUCACCAUGCUGGUUAGCGAAAAAAUCACUUUCCCAAGUCAAUCUCCUUUUUAAGCAGACUAUGCAACAUAUAACAAACUCUACACUUAACGAGGAAGCUUGGUCUCUUGCAUCUCUUCCAGUUAGAUUUGGAGGACUUGGUAUUCGCAAUGUUGAAAAUCUAACGUUUCCUGCCUUUUUAGGUUCAGUUAAUGACACAGAAUAUUUAACAUCCCUUAUACUACCAAAUUAUAUUAUCGAUAAAAAUUAUACAGAUUUUGACUUUGCAUUGAAAAAUUUGUUCAAUCUUUGUAAUCUGAAUACUAUUCCGUCUCCAUGUCCUAAAACUCAAAAAGAUUUUGACAAUUUUUUUUGUAAAAAUUCAAUACAAUUUAAAAUUCAGAAUUCUGAUAAUCCAAAAUCAAAAGCUAGACUUUUAGCUCUACAAGAACAAGAGAGUAAUGCGUGGCUUUGUGCUUUGCCUUCUCCUCCAUUGGGAACGUUAUUAGAUGAUUCCACUUUUCGCAUUUCCGUUGCCCUUCGUUUAGGUCAACCGGUGUGUGAAUAACAUACUUGCACUUGCGGACAAUUAGUUGACAUUCUGGGUCAUCAUGGCCUGUGCUGUUCCAAUAGUGCUGGUAGGUUGUCCAGACAUCGGUUCAUAAACGAAAUUCUGCACAGAUCUUUGGUUGCAGCAGAUACUCCUAAUAGCCUAGAACCAAUUGGUGUUUGUAGAAGUGACGGAAAGAGAGCAGAUGGUUUGUCAUAUUUCCCUUGGAGAGAAGGCAAACAAUUGAUAUGGGAUGUAACAUGUCGAGACACAUUAGCUGAAAGUUACAUUUCAAGAACUAGCAACAAAGCUGGGGAGGCAGCUUUUCUUGGGGAGCAACAAAAGAGAUGCAAAUAUAAGGAAUUAGUGGAGAAAUUUGUUUUUGUUCCUUUUAGUGUUGAAACCUUGGGACCCUGGGGUGUAGAAGCAAAGGACCUUGUUAAUGAGAUUUCUGCACGAAUUAAACAUUCUGGCAAGAGGUCAUUAACAAGGAGCUUCAUUGUUCAGCUAAUUAGUUUGGCUAUUCAGCGGGGCAAUGCUGCUUCGAUCAUCGGGACUAUCCCGUAUCAGUCAGGUUUAGAAGAGAUAUUUUAUUUAUUCAAUUAAUUUUUUUUUUUUUUUUUUAUUUUUAAGUAUUUUAUAAUUUUAUUAGUAAAAUAAAUCGAUUAUUAUCAGAUAUAAAAGGGAUUUGCGGCGCAACAUCGUUCUAGCGUGGACGCAUUUUUUCGCGAAAGAAACAAAUAACCAAAAACAAAUAACGCGCACACUGAAAUAAAAUAGGCACACUGAAAUAAAAUAGGCACACACGCGUUGAGCAAGAACGCACGCCGCACAACACAAAUAUUUAUGUCGGUCAAGAUGCCAAAUUUACUCCGCAAAAAUUUGUGGCGAAAUCCGAAUUCAACGCAACGCAUUUAUUUACUAAUCUGGACGAGGCUCAAGAUGCAGAUCUUUAUCUAAACAUAUUCAAUCUCUCCAGCAUUUUUCCUCGAGUUAUUGCCAGUUCAUGUAGUUUCAAAAGCACUUCUUAUGACGAGAGUGACUUUUGAUUUUAUUUUAGGCGUUCACGAGUAGGUAUCACAUUAAGAAUCUUGGCAGCAUCAAGCAUCAUUAUCUGUGGGUUUGAUAGCUGAAAAAGCAUAUUGUGAAUCCAAAUCGAUUUCACAAGCAAACAAAUUAAUCAACCAUCCAAGGACCUUUUUUUUCAGUUAUACAUGUAAACCCCAUACUUUGUGAGUGGCUUGCUUACAUCAAGUCCUACAACUUUUUCCUCUACGACUUUUCUCAGAAAUGGCAAGUAUGCGCGCAGGCGAUUCGCAAACAUGUCGAUC